Messenger RNA from Heterocephalus glaber (naked mole-rat), 1913 nucleotides. It is a transcript of the gene Znf135, whose product is annotated as zinc finger protein 135. Gene Ontology annotation, biological process: regulation of transcription by RNA polymerase II. Gene Ontology annotation, cellular component: PcG protein complex; transcription regulator complex; chromatin. The record is from RefSeq and is a predicted model, not a curated record. Gene Ontology annotation, molecular function: DNA-binding transcription factor activity, RNA polymerase II-specific; RNA polymerase II cis-regulatory region sequence-specific DNA binding. NCBI's taxonomy places the organism in Eukaryota, Metazoa, Chordata, Mammalia, Rodentia, Bathyergidae.
GGGGGCUUGUGGCCCAGGGGCAAGGACACAGAGGGUACCUGGAAGUGGCAGCUUGGAUGCCUUGUGAGCCCCAGCGUGCAGGCAGCUUUUGUGCCAAUAAAGACACCCACGCACACGGGAGGAGAGGGGAAUGGGCUUGGGGACAACCUGAGUCUGGGCCCCAGGUUCCCAGGUCACCAAUGACUCCUGAGAGGCACGGCCCCCAUGUGUGGGGGACACAUGGAAGGGGAGAAGCUAGACACCAAGGUAAGUUCUCAACAGAAAACCUGUGCAAAGGAGAAAUUCUAUAAAUGCCAGGAGUGUGGCAAGGCCUUCAGCCAUAGCUCGGCUCUCAUUGAACACCACCGAACACACACAGGAGAGAGACCUUACGAGUGUCCCGUGUGUGAAAAAGGCUUCCGAAACAGCUCAGCACUUACCAAACACCAGAGGAGCCACACUGGGGAGAAGCCCUACAGGUGUGCUCAGUGUGGAAGGACCUUCAACCAGAUUGCCCCCCUGGUCCAGCACCAGAGGACACACACAGACGAGAAGCCCUAUGCAUGCCACGAGUGCGGCAAAGCCUUCAGCUUCAGGUCAUCCUUCAGCCAGCAUGAGCGGACUCACACAGGCGAGAAGCCUUACACGUGCCAGGACUGCGGCAAGGGCUUCCGGCAGAGCACCCACCUCACCCAGCACCUGCGCACACACACUGGGGAGCGGCCCUACCACUGUGGGGACUGCGGCAAGGCCUUCAGCCACAGCUCAUCCCUCACCAAACACCAGCGCAUCCACACAGGUGAAAAGCCCUAUGCAUGCCGCGAGUGUGGCAGGGCCUUCACCCAGAUCACACCACUCAUCCAGCACCAGAGGACGCACACUGGUGAGAAGCCUUAUGAGUGCAGUGAGUGUGGCAAGGCCUUCAGCCAAAGCACACUACUGACUGAGCAUCGGAGGAUCCACACAGGAGAGAAGCCCUAUGGAUGCCAUGAAUGUGGAAAGACCUUCAGCCACAGCUCCUCACUGAGCCAGCACGAGCGCACACACACAGGUGAGAAACCCUACGAGUGCCAGGACUGCGGCAAGGCCUUCCGGCAGAGCACCCACCUCACCCAGCACCGGAGGACACACACUGGGGAGAAGCCAUACCAAUGCAGAGACUGCGACAAGGCCUUCAGCCACAGCUCUUCCCUCACCAAGCACCAGAGGACUCACACCGGGUCAGCCUACUCACCUGUGCUAGAGACAUGGGGACUUUACAGGCCAUAGUUCAUUGUUGCAGCCUUCUCUCCCACACACACAUCACACUUGUCAGACUGUCAGACACCCUCAGCAUCCACAUUGACAGAAAGGAUCUGAACAGCAGGCAAGUGUGCAAAUAAUCGACACGCAGGAGCUUCAACCUUGAACACCCAUUAAUGUUACAUCAUAGAACCUGGAAAUGGGAAAUAACAGAUGCAGCGAGUCUGGUGAUGGCUUCUGUCCAGUCUUCACCGUAUUCUACAGAGCUGCUCAAAGCGGUAAGAAUACACCAUAUGCUUCUCACAUUAAAAAAAUGAUGUGAGAAUGUGCUGGUAGGGCACACUGUCUGCUCCAGGGUGGGAGGUAUUUAUAAAUGGUUCGAGUUGACUAACAUUCCUAAAAAACAACAUGGCAGUGUUCCAGAAAUGAGCGUGGCAUCUACAUAAACUCACCAUGGAUGCAUGACUGUCUCAGCACAAAGCUGGUUUGUGUGUGAACUGUACCAUGAGGAUAUGUGGCAGCCAGUCCCAGAGACCUAAACUUCAUAUGACACAGUACCAGCAUGCUAUAUUUAGAAUGUAAAUUUGUUAUCUCCUGAUCAUUUUGCAGUAAGUUGGUUUCUAUGUACAGUGGGGUUGAAAAGCUUCUAUGGGAAGUCUAGAAACAUAAACCGACUUCCAAGGAGUCUCGGA